GAUGAGGAAAGAGAUGAUAGAUGUAUCGUAUCGGAAACGUUUCUUUCUGGGGAGAUUAAAUAAACAGGAGAAAAUUAUCGAGUAUAGUAACUUUUAAUGUUCAUCGGUUGACUGCAUCGAACGCGGUAUUUAAACUUCGUAACGAAGUUCAGACAAGUUCCUGUCGUCACACGCUCAUAAUCUGAUAUAUCAAUCACACUCGUAACGGUGAUAUACACGUUCUGAGUAAAAAAUUGGCGCACUUGUCAUCUACGAUCACUAAUAAGUCUUAUUACAUGAAACGUUGAGUUCGCAAUUUGUUUUUCGGAGAUUUGUGUUCGACGAGAUAAUGGCAGCGAAAGGAGCGAAAGCAGUGAAGAAAGCACCAAGAAAGAAGGGAGGUUAUCAGAUGCCCGAUCCAUUACCGGCCGGAGAGAUUCUCAUGGAUUUAUCUAAGAAUCAAUGGAUCCUUGGCAAGUCGAUCGGCAUCGGCGGUUUUGGAGAGGUUUAUUCUGCGGCACGAUAUUCUGGAAAAGUUCCCAAAGAUUACCCCAAUGUCAUAAAAAUAGAACCACAUGUCAAUGGUCCAUUAUUUGUAGAAAUGCAUUUUUAUAUGAGAAACUGUAAACCAGAUGAAAUUGAUAACUGGCAGAAAAAAAAGAAACUUGCUGCACUGGGAAUGCCUAGAUAUGUUGCUUCUGGAAGUCAUGAAUAUAAAAAUACAAAAUAUCGAUUUUUGGUGAUAGAUCGAUAUGGAAAGGAUUUAUGGAAAAUAUUUGAAGAAAAUAAUAGACAGUUUCCAGAACAUGUUGUAUAUAAAUUAGCUUUACAAAUACUAGAUAUAUUAGAGUAUAUUCAUCACAAAAACUAUGUACAUGCUGAUAUCAAAGGUGAAAAUUUGUUACUGGAUUUAAACUCCUACGAUCAAGUUUAUUUAGUCGACUUUGGUUUAGCUUCUCGCUGUACAUCGAGUACUGAAUUAAAAGUCGACCCAAAAAAGACACAUAAUGGUACUUUACAGUAUACAAGUAGAGAUGCUCAUAUGGGAGUACCAACACGUCGUGGCGAUAUUGAAAUAUUAAGUUAUAAUAUAAUUUUGUGGUUAUGUGGUUCACUACCGUGGGAAAAGUUACUCGAUCCAGCUACAGUUCAGAAGGAAAAAGAAAAAGCCUUUGAUAAUAUAGAUGCUUUUUUAAAUAAAUGUUUUCAUGGAUCAGUACCGCAAGCUGUACAUAAAUUCAUGACUUUAGUCAACAUAAAAUUUAAUGAAAUACCACCUUAUGAAAAGUUGAAAGAAACAUUAAUAACUGGUUUAAAAAAAUUGGGCCAUAAACCUGAUGGAAAAUUAAGAUUAAACAGCAUUGCUAUGUCAACCCAAUCGAGUACUCUUAAAUCUACUCCACAAAUAAAAAAAACUAUAAAUGGAGUGAGAAAAAGUCCCCGUACAAAACAGUUAGAUAUUUCAAGCACUCUAAAAAAUUCAAGAAAAAGUACUAUAGGUGUUAUAAUUGAUAAAAAGCGUUGUAAUAGAAAAGAUAUAGAAAAAGCAUUAAAUGAUAUGGAUUCGGACGGUGAAUAUGAUAUUCAAAUUCUUAAAAAAGCAAAAAAAAGGGGAUCCACCGAUAAAGCAAAUAAGAAAAUGAAAAAUGCAUCUCCAUUACGCAAUAGAAAAAAAAUCCAAAUCGAAAAUGACUCUGAAGACUCUAAAGAUGAAUCCGAAAAUGAUUCUGAUACAGAGCCAUUAGCAAAACGUUCAAAUAAAAUACGACAGAAAAGGCCGGUCACAAAUAAAACAAAACGGAAGAUGAAAUCUUUAAAUGAUUCAGAAACAACGUCUGAAUCUGAGGUUAUAUCAAAAGGAACAAAGUCAAGACCUAUUACGACCGCUCUUAGGAAUAAAGUGACUCCCGCAAGUAGAUUAAAAUCCAAAAAAAUAAUACUUAAUACUGAUACUGAAACUCAAUCAGAUGAAGAUAUAUUUGAUGCAUAAUUUCAGGAACAAUUAAAAUUAUAAAUCACAAAGUACAAUUAUAUAUGGUGUUUAUACUAUAAAAAUAUGUAACUGUAUAAUUUGCAUUUUAUUCAUAUUUUUCUCAUAUGAUUUCUUAUACAUUUGGUAUUAACAAUCACAAACGAUAUUAUUUACAUGUUGAUCAUAUGAUAGCAGUAUUGUCUCAGAUUUUGUAUAUAUGUGAAUAGUUUAUAGAAAUGAACAAAAUUUAGAUAAAAAAUUAUAAAAUUAUACAAAUUGCUUGAUACACUAUUUUAGUAAAAUA
Pogonomyrmex barbatus (red harvester ant) is the source of this 2255-nucleotide messenger RNA. Its product is annotated as serine/threonine-protein kinase VRK1. The record is from RefSeq and is a predicted model, not a curated record. Gene Ontology annotation, molecular function: ATP binding; protein kinase activity. Gene Ontology annotation, biological process: protein phosphorylation. Lineage: Eukaryota; Metazoa; Arthropoda; Insecta; Hymenoptera; Formicidae.